UGCCAAGUGUUUCAACUGUUAGCAUCAUGUUUCUUCGAGCAAUUUCUGUACUUUUUAUCCUUUUGGCGGGAAAAUCUAUCUAUGCUUCGACGAUUUAUCCCUGUGGUGAGGAUCUUCAGUUGCUUCAACAUGCAACGAGUUGCUCGAUGUUCGUGAUUUGUAUGCAUGGUCGAGCUGUGGAACGAUCCUGUCGUCCAGGAUUUCAUUUUGAUGCAACAGCUUUAGAGUGCAGACCUCCAGCUGCUGCCAACUGUACUCUGGAAACGGAUCCAUGUCCACCAUACGAUGAUCCAGAAAAUAUCAUCUUCCACCCAGAUGAAAAUUUCUGCAAUCGCUUCCAUAUCUGCUACCGCGGUGAAAAGAUGCAACAUAAUUGUGGAGAGGGACUGUACUGGGAUAGAGUCAAUGAGUUCUGCACAUUUCCCGAAGAAGCCGAUUGUCCAACCAGCAUUGUCUGCCCCAAUAUUCCAGGGAUUUCAUACGAACCACAUCCGAAUCGCUGCGAGAGCUAUUUCAUUUGUAUCAAUGGAAAUUUGGUUGAUGUUUCUACAUGCUCCUACCCCAUGAUCUUCGACAUUCAUGAGCGCAAUUGCAACACUCCAGAUAUAGCUCAGUGCAUUCGGGAUCCUUGUAUCGGAACCGUAGGGCAUGUCACUAUUCCCAAUCCAGAGGACUGUCGAGAGGUGGUCUUCUGCCAAAAUGGCCGGCUCAUCAAUACCCAAAUGUGUCCUGAUGGUCAUGUUAGCGAUCAAGGAGGCAUUUGCCAACCAGGAGAUCCUGAAACAUGCGAGAUUUUUCCACCUCCUGAUGCUUAAUACAUAUUACGGCUAUCGGACUCAAAAUAGAAGAUCCAUAAAGUCAACAGUUACAGCAACAUUCUCCAUCUUGUCUUAACAGUUUUUUUUAAUGAUUGCUUAAGAUUGAUUUAUUAUUGGUUCCAUUAAAUACGUGUUAAGAUAGCACGUUUUUUCUUCUUCACAACCGAACUAAUGUUAUUGUCGCAAAAAGAGAUUUCCAGAGAUUUCACCGAUUUCAUUCUUAUAUCGAAAAUGGUAAAAUUUUUACCGAUUCUAGGAAUUCCUGCAUUUUGAUAGAUCACAUGGUAAUCUGAAGUUGAGCACCAGUUAAUUUACAUUGGAAAAUGAACUAAUAAAAUUGAAUUCUUUAUUCGAUUAAAUUUUCACUGACUUCACAAUUUUAUAAUUUUUCUCAGACU
Messenger RNA from Phlebotomus papatasi, 1216 nucleotides. RefSeq names its product peritrophin-1-like. Gene Ontology annotation, cellular component: extracellular region. Gene Ontology annotation, molecular function: chitin binding. The transcript is spliced from 3 exons. The record is from RefSeq and is a predicted model, not a curated record. Lineage: Eukaryota; Metazoa; Arthropoda; Insecta; Diptera; Psychodidae. Bases 27 to 815 code for a protein of 262 amino acids.